AUGUCUGCCAUGCAAGGAAGCAACGAAAAUAAUAUACCAAAUUUUGAAAAUAUGAAUUUCUUGACCCCUACUGAUUUACAAAACGAUGGUUGUUUCACCACAAAUCAACCGAACGUGAUGGCUCCGGCACCAUCAUCGUUUUCCUCAAGUUCCAAUAAUAACACACUUUCUCACCAACCUUUGACUGCUUCACUGUCUCCUGUCACACCUCUCCACAUAACUUCCUCUACUAGUAGUAACAAGAACUCCAAAAGUGAAGAGCUAGAUUUAAAGCAAAAGAAAAAGGAACAGAACAGAGCUGCACAAAAGGCAUUUAGAGAAAGAAAAGAGAAUGAAUUGAAAAGGUUACAGGAUGAGUUAUUGAAGAGUGAACAGAACAGACUGUCGUUGACUAAAGAAAUUGAAAAUCUAAAAACUUUUAACACGGAAGUGAAAAAGGAAAAUCAAUGUCUUUUGAAGAACAAUAAUAAUGGCAAUAAUAAUAUGUCAAUGACGGGAGCUGCCAUAAAUAUGGGAGCUGAUUCUCACAAGUUUUCAUUUCCGACGGAAGAUCAGUCAUUCCAUAAUAUGUUGGAAGAGGAAAGAUUAAGUAGGAUGAAUUCACCAGCUGUGCUUCAACCUGAUGAUCCAUUGCUAAAUGUGCCCGCUACAUGGGAAUAUUUGAACCAAGUGGCGGAAUCUAUUGAUAUUGACAUCUCUUUUGUGUUGGAUAGAUUAAAGGAAUCAAAAUCAGGUGUUUGUACCGGUAACGGUGUCGGUUAUAGGAAAUCUACCAUCGACGAAAUGGUCCAAAUGGUUAGCCAUUCCAAUUAG
Molecule: messenger RNA, 813 nt
Organism: Naumovozyma castellii
Lineage: Eukaryota; Fungi; Ascomycota; Saccharomycetes; Saccharomycetales; Saccharomycetaceae
Product: bZIP transcription factor
Exons: 1
Coding region: 1-813 (270 amino acids)
Source: RefSeq, a predicted model, not a curated record